Molecule: messenger RNA, 1601 nt
Organism: Salvelinus namaycush (lake trout)
Lineage: Eukaryota; Metazoa; Chordata; Actinopteri; Salmoniformes; Salmonidae
Product: organic solute transporter subunit alpha-like
Exons: 8
Coding region: 219-1193 (324 amino acids)
Biological process (GO): transport
Molecular function (GO): transporter activity
Source: RefSeq, a predicted model, not a curated record
CUCUGAGUUUGCCCGCAGUUGCAGUCCAGAGGUGAACUGCAGCCCAUGUCCCUUGCAGCACUCCAAACAUAAUUUAUUUUGAGAUUUUCUACCAACAUUGACAUUGCUGCCAAUUGAGUGCAUGUGGGUGGUAGAGGGACAGAGCACGGAUAAAUAGUUUUUUGUUUUCGUCAACGGCGCCCUCUUUCUACUCAAACUUCUAACCAAACCGUCUGAGGAUGGACGGGAACAGAACCAUCGACCCGAGCUGCAGGGACAGACCUCCCGUGGCCAUCGACAUAAUUUCCCAGUUGGACAUAUUUGGUAUCAUCCUGUACUCUGUGCUGACCUUCAUGGCAGUGGUGUCCAUGCUGGUCUACAUAGAGGAGUGUUGGUACAUCUACCGGAAGGUUCCCUCCCACAAGAAGAGCGCCAUCAUCUGGGUCAACGGGGCAGCGCCGGUGAUCGCCACCAUGUCCUGUCUGGGGAUGUGGAUUCCCCGAGCCACCAUGUUCACUGACAUGACCUCUGCCUGCUAUUUUGCGAUCGUAGUGUUUAAGUUCCUGGUGCUGAUGAUUGAGGAAGUGGGGGGUGACGAGGCGUUUCUACGGCGAGCAGGGAAAAACAAACUGAGGAUCAGUACUGGUCCCUGUUGUUGUUGCUGCCCCUGUCUACCCCAUGUUAACAUCACACGACGGAGUCUGUUCCUGCUGAAGUUGGGAUCGUUCCAGUUUGCCGUGCUAAAGAUCGCCUUCACCAUACUAUCAAUCAUCCUCUGGACCAAUGGCAACUUCGACAUCGCAGAUAUGGCGAUAACGGGAGCAGCCAUCUGGAUUAACCCAGGUGUGGGGGUUCUGACCAUCAUAGCACUGUGGCCUGUAGCCAUCAUGUUCAUGCACCUCAGGAUCACACUGCGCAGCCUCAAGAUCAUCCCCAAAUAUGCCAUGUACCAGCUGGUGCUGGUGCUGAGUCAGCUCCAGUCGGCCAUCAUCAACAUCCUGGCUAUGAACGGAACCAUCGCCUGCACGCCACCAUACUCCUCACAGGCCAGGGGAUAUUUGAUGAGUCAACAGUUGUUGAUCCUGGAGAUGUUCAUCAUCACCUUGGUAACCCGCUUGUUGUACCGCCGCCAGUAUGACCCACUCCCUGACGACGAGAAUGACGAUGAACACACCAAGAUGGUUAUACCGGCCAAUAAAUCUGACAUAGCGUGAGGGCAUGAGAGACUGUAUCUGUGUGUGUGUGCAUGUAUUAGAGACAAAGUGUGUGUGUGGUUUUGUUAGAAAGGCAGAGGGAGUGUGUGUGGUUUUGUUAGAAAGGCUGUGUGUGUGUUCAAGAGAAAGAGUAUGUGUGUAUGUUAUGUUACACUGAGGUCUGCAGUAAGAAUUUAAUCAGUUAUGGCAUUUUCUGGGUGAGCAAUGCUGUUAAGAUUGAUCAGAAGUCAUAAUCCCUCAGCCAGUGUGUUUGGAUAGUGUUGCUAUUAUGUAACUGUAAUCUAAGAAUUAUUUCAGAAAUGUAUUUUUCCUCAGAAGUUGUAUCUUUUGCCAUAGCCUUGGUGGACAUUAUAGUGUAUUAUCAUGAUCCAUUUAUAAUAUAUACAUUUUGAAACAUUUUCUCUAAGA